UAACCAAGAUUAGAAUGUGUUGACUGUUGCUUAGUAAGGGGGAUAGAUCACUGAGGGUGCACACAACAGCCAAGCCACAAUUUCAGUAAAAUCAUCAAAUAAAUUUUGGUCUUUUCAGUCAUUGUUGAGUACUUCUCCAAGCAACUCUUAAAUAAACAAUUUAAUUUUCAUAUUAAAUUGAUAAUAUAUAUAUUAAUUUAAUAUUAAUUGUUAUAAAUUUUUGUAUUAAAUUAAUUAAAAUCAUGGAAUAUUUGAGCUUUGAUCCAGCAACAAAAAAUUUAUCCUUGGUUCAUGGAGAAAUACCAAAACCAGGACCUGAUGAAAUACUUGUUCGAGUUCAUUAUUCUGGUAUUUGUGGAACAGAUCUUCAUAUUCUUGAUGGAUCAUUUCCAGCAAAAAAGGAUGGAGCAUUGACUCUUGGUCAUGAAUUUUCUGGUGUAAUUGAAGACAUAGGAAAUAUUGUAAAAGGUUUUAAAAUUGGUCAAAGUGUUGCCAUUGAUCCAAACAGUGGUUGUAAUAAGUGUGAUUUUUGUCAUACUGGCAAGUAUCAUUUUUGUGAUAAUGGUGGUAUAAAUAAUACCAUUGGAAUAUUUAGAAAUGGAGGCUGGUCAACUCAUGCUGUUGUUCCAGAAAGUCAGGUUUAUCUAUUACCAUCAGGUGUUGAAAUGCCUCAAGCAGCAUUGGCUGAACCAUUGUCAUGUCUUGCUCAUGGUUGGGACAUAAUAAAUCCAGUAAAUGUUGGUACAAAUAUUCUUGUUAUUGGUUCUGGUAUUAUUGGACUUCUUUGGGCUUGUCUUUUACAUUUACAUGGUUCAAGAAAAACAGUGACAAUCAGUGAACCAAUUGAAGCAAGAAGAGAAGCAGUUAAAAAACUUGAUCUUGAUUAUGAAAUAAAUAGUCCAAGUGAAUUGAAAGAUAAACGUUUUGAUUUGGCUGUUGAUUGUAGUGGUUCUGGACCAGCAAUGGAAGCUGCUGUACCAUUAUUAAAACGUGGUGGUCGUCUUUGUGUUUUUGGUGUUGCUAAUCCAAAAGCAACACUUACAUUAAGUCCAUUUGAUAUUUAUAUGAAAGAAUUGACAAUUCUUGGUGUUAAUAUUAAUCCAUUUACAUUUCCAAAAGGCUUGGCACUUGUACGUGCAAUGUCAAAACAAUAUUUAAUAUUUGAAAAUUUAGGAAUUAAAGUUUAUAAACUAUCAGAAUACAAAGAUGCAUUUGAAGCAUUAAAAAAAGGUGCUAUAAGCAAAGCUGUCUUUAAAUGUUGUUAAAUUAUAUUUUUUUUUUUUUCUUUUUUUUCUUUUUUCUUGUGUGUAAAAAUUAAAUAAACAAAUCAAAAAGAAAAUGAUUAUUAAAAAAAGAAUAACAAGUGUAAUAAUUAAUUAUUAUUUCUACUGUAAUUAUAAAUGUACUUGAUUAGUCUGAUUUUUUUAGUUUGCUAUCUUUAAUUGAGUUGAGAUAAGCCGAG
Molecule: messenger RNA, 1462 nt
Organism: Aphidius gifuensis
Lineage: Eukaryota; Metazoa; Arthropoda; Insecta; Hymenoptera; Braconidae
Product: D-arabinitol dehydrogenase 1-like
Exons: 4
Coding region: 243-1265 (340 amino acids)
Molecular function (GO): oxidoreductase activity; zinc ion binding
Source: RefSeq, a predicted model, not a curated record